Molecule: messenger RNA, 996 nt
Organism: Thermothelomyces thermophilus ATCC 42464
Lineage: Eukaryota; Fungi; Ascomycota; Sordariomycetes; Sordariales; Chaetomiaceae
Exons: 2
Coding region: 48-881 (277 amino acids)
Source: RefSeq, a predicted model, not a curated record
CCCGAUCCAACUCCAUACCCAAACAUCACACUAACCAGUCUUGCACAAUGGAGGCCACAGACGACAUUCGCGUCGACCAUGUUCCGCGCGCGCCCUCACCGGCUCGCAAUUCCGAGAUUCAGCUCCCCAGGUACCGGCGUCAUGGGGAGCCAGAGCGCUACCGUCUUUCAGCCGCUCGACUAGCCAUGGCUCCACGCGAGCCGCCGACAAAACUCGUUCACUUCUGGUUCCGCACCCGUUACGUCUCGGCGCAUGCUUCUCAGAUUUCCGACCUGCAUCCCCACGUCCUGGGACUCCGGAUCUGCCCGUCGACGGUAGCUAGCUUCUUCACAUCCGCUACCCGGCUGCUCCCCGCUUUUGCUCAGCCUUGGAUCCGGGCUGUCUUUCCGGAGUGGUUCCUUCCCGACCGUGCUGUGCUGAAGACACAGAAACCCGGAGAAGACCAAGAAAUCAUGAAGGAAUAUUUUGACACCGAAGUCGAGGCGUAUGGACGGCUCAGCCCCCUGCAGGACGCCAUCAUCCCCAAGUUUUACGGCCUUCUGCGCUACAACGGAACAAGGGCUAUGCUUCUCGAGUAUUUGGGGGGCAUCUCGCUGUCCGCCCCCGAGGGCGCAACCAUGACCUUGGAGGAGUUGUCAAGUUUGCUGCAGCCAUGCUACCGGGCACUCCACGCCUUUGGCGUGCAUCAAGAUGACGCCAACUUGUCAAACUUUCGACUGGUGGAUGGCAAAUUAAAGGUACUGGAUCUUGAGAGCGCCGUGUUCCAUUACUCGGCGGCUCAAAAGGCAACUUUUCUGGCGUCGAGUGUUCGCCACCUAGCCAAGCACUAUCUGUCUAUGCAGGCGUAUUAUCGGCAUGAGGGUUCUCUGGAAGCAGCUUAAUCCCCUAACGGUGCAGGUCUGUAGAGAUACCAGUAAAAAUUUUUACUUAAAGAAAGAAGGCGUGGCUGUAUGAUUAGACCCUGCCAUCCAAUACACACUUUUCCUUACCUCUGCG